AGUUGCUGUCAUCAGCCCUCCUCUGCUGUGCCAGCGUGCAGUGCAUUCUGCCUGCGAAGAGGCCCGACUCAGAACGCAUGCUGAGCUAGCGACCAGAGGGGAAAUGGCAGACCACAACUUGGAGAGUUGUUCGUUCUGCUAAAGAGGAGACUUGGGGACAGGAUCGUUGCUCAACCUGGCUAAAUCCGUGAUCUUCCCAUCUAGAGCUGUGACUUGGAUGGGGCACCAAGGAGCAUUUGCUGGGUGAGCGUGAUCGCUCUUCAGCCAGCUUGGAAGGUCGUCCCAUCCCACCUACAUCCUCGUCUAGCCUCCUCCCAUCUGCUCAGCUGCCUAGCUCCCAUAAUCCUCCACCAGUUAGCUGCCAGAUGCCAUUGCUAGACAGCAACACCUCCCAUCAAAUCAUGGACACCAACCCCGAUGAGGAGUUCUCCCCCAAUUCAUACCUGCUCAGAGCAUGCUCAGGGCCCCAGCAAGCCUCCAGCAGUGGCCCUCCGAACCACCACAGCCAGUCGACUCUGAGGCCCCCUCUGCCACCCCCGCACAACCACACGCUGUCCCAUCACCACUCGUCAGCCAACUCCCUCAACAGGAACUCGCUGACCAAUCGGCGGAGUCAGAUUCACGCCCCAGCUCCCGCGCCCAAUGACCUGGCCACCACGCCGGAGUCAGUUCAGCUUCAGGACAGCUGGGUGCUAAACAGCAACGUGCCCCUGGAGACCCGGCACUUCCUCUUUAAGACAUCCUCGGGAAGCACACCCCUGUUUAGCAGCUCCUCUCCGGGAUACCCUUUGACCUCAGGAACGGUUUACACACCACCACCCCGCCUGCUGCCCCGGAAUACCUUCUCCAGGAAGGCCUUCAAGCUGAAGAAGCCCUCCAAAUACUGCAGCUGGAAAUGCGCCGCCCUGUCGGCCAUCGCUGCGGCCCUCCUCUUGGCCAUCCUGCUGGCGUAUUUCAUAGCCAUGCAUCUGCUCGGACUCAAUUGGCAACUCCAGCCGGCAGAUGGACACACCUUUAACAAUGGGAUAAGGACCGGCUUACCAGGAAACGAUGAUGUGACAACAGCGCCAUCUGGAGGCAAAGUGCCCUGGUCCUUGAAGAACAGCAGCAUAGACAGCGGCGAAGCAGAAGUUGGUCGGCGGGUGACCCAAGAAGUCCCACCUGGCGUGUUUUGGAGAUCACAGAUUCACAUCAGUCAACCCCAGUUCUUAAAGUUCAAUAUCUCCCUCGGGAAGGAUGCUCUCUUCGGUGUUUACAUAAGAAGAGGACUUCCACCAUCUCAUGCCCAGUAUGACUUCAUGGAGCGUCUGGACGGGAAGGAGAAAUGGAGCGUGGUCGAGUCACCCAGGGAACGCCGGAGCAUACAGACCCUGGUUCAAAACGAAGCCGUGUUUGUCCAGUACCUGGAUGUGGGCCUGUGGCACCUGGCCUUCUACAAUGACGGCAAAGACAAAGAGAUGGUUUCCUUCAACACUGUAGUCUUAGAUUCAGUGCAGGACUGUCCACGUAACUGCCAUGGGAAUGGCGAAUGUGUAUCCGGGCUGUGUCACUGCUUUCCAGGAUUUCUAGGAGUAGACUGUGCUAAAGCUGCCUGCCCCGUCCUGUGCAGCGGGAAUGGACAGUACUCUAAAGGGACAUGCCAGUGCUACAGCGGCUGGAAGGGCGCGGAGUGCGAUGUGCCCUUGAAUCAGUGCAUCGAUCCUUCCUGCGGGGGCCACGGCUCCUGCGUCGAUGGCAACUGUGUCUGCUCUGCCGGCUUCAAAGGCAAGCACUGCGAGGAAGUUGAUUGCUUGGAUCCUACGUGCUCCAGCCAUGGGGUCUGUGUAAAUGGAGAAUGCCUUUGCAGCCCUGGCUGGGGUGGUCUCAACUGUGAGCUGGCGAGGGUCCAGUGCCCAGACCAGUGCAGUGGACAUGGCACUUACCUCCCCGAUACGGGCCUCUGCAGCUGUGAUCCCAACUGGAUGGGUCCCGACUGCUCCGUCGAAGUGUGCUCAGUAGACUGUGGCACUCACGGCGUCUGCAUCGGGGGAGCCUGCCGCUGUGAAGAGGGCUGGACAGGCGCAGCUUGUGACCAGCGCGUGUGCCACCCCCGCUGCAUUGAGCACGGGACCUGUAAAGAUGGCAAAUGUGAAUGCCGAGAGGGCUGGAAUGGUGAACACUGCACCAUUGAUGGCUGCCCCGAUUUGUGCAACGGCAACGGGAGAUGCACACUGGGUCAGAACAGCUGGCAGUGUGUCUGCCAGACCGGCUGGAGAGGGCCCGGAUGCAACGUUGCCAUGGAAACCUCCUGUGCGGAUAACAAGGAUAAUGAGGGAGAUGGCCUGGUGGACUGCCUGGACCCCGACUGCUGCCUGCAGUCAGCCUGUCAGAACAGCCUGCUCUGCCGGGGCUCCCGGGACCCCCUGGACAUCAUUCAGCAGGGCCAGACAGACUCACCCGCAGUGAAGUCCUUCUACGACCGCAUCAAGCUCCUGGCCGGCAAAGACAGCACCCACAUCAUUCCUGGAGACAACCCCUUCAACAGCAGCUUGGUUUCUCUCAUCCGAGGCCAAGUAGUAACUACAGAUGGAACUCCCCUGAUUGGUGUGAACGUGUCUUUUGUCAAGUAUCCAAAAUACGGCUACACCAUUACCCGCCAAGAUGGCACGUUUGACCUGAUCGCCAAUGGCGGCGCCUCCUUGACCCUGCACUUUGAGCGAGCCCCGUUCAUGAGCCAAGAGCGUACCGUGUGGCUGCCGUGGAAUAGCUUUUAUGCCAUGGACACUCUGGUGAUGAAGACAGAGGAGAACUCCAUCCCCAGCUGUGACCUCAGUGGCUUUGUCCGGCCGGAUCCAAUCAUCAUCUCCUCCCCUCUGUCCACCUUCUUCAGCGCUGCCCCUGGGCAGAAUCCCAUCGUGCCUGAGACCCAGGUUCUUCAUGAAGAAAUUGAGCUCCCUGGUUCCAACGUGAAGCUUCGCUACCUGAGCUCCAGGACCGCAGGCUACAAGUCGCUGCUGAAGAUCACCAUGACCCAGUCCACGGUGCCCCUGAACCUCAUCAAGGUUCAUCUGAUGGUAGCUGUAGAGGGGCACCUCUUCCAGAAGUCAUUCCAGGCCUCUCCCAACCUGGCCUACACCUUCAUCUGGGACAAGACAGAUGCCUAUGGCCAAAGGGUCUACGGACUCUCUGACGCUGUUGUGUCUGUCGGGUUUGAAUAUGAGACCUGCCCCAGUCUCAUCCUGUGGGAGAAAAGGACAGCCCUCCUUCAGGGAUUUGAGCUGGACCCUUCCAGCCUCGGGGGCUGGUCCCUGGACAAACAUCACAUCCUCAACGUUAAAAGUGGAAUCCUACACAAGGGCACUGGGGAGAACCAGUUCCUGACCCAGCAGCCCGCCAUCAUCACCAGCAUCAUGGGCAACGGCCGCCGCCGGAGCAUUUCCUGUCCUAGCUGCAACGGCCUUGCUGAAGGCAACAAGCUGCUAGCCCCAGUAGCUCUGGCUGUUGGAGUCGAUGGGAGCCUCUUCGUUGGUGACUUCAAUUACAUCCGGCGCAUCUUUCCCUCCCGAAACGUGACCAGCAUCUUGGAGUUACGAAAUAAAGAGUUUAAACAUAGCAACAACCCAGCACACAAGUACUAUCUGGCGGUGGACCCCGUGUCCGGCUCUCUCUACGUGUCUGACACCAACAGUCGGCGAAUCUACCGAGUCAAGUCUCUGAGCGGAGCUAAAGACCUGGCUGGGAAUUCAGAAGUCGUGGCAGGGACGGGAGAGCAAUGCUUGCCCUUCGACGAAGCCCGCUGCGGGGACGGAGGCAAGGCUGUGGAUGCCACCCUGAUGAGCCCUCGAGGUAUUGCAGUUGACAAGAACGGGCUCAUGUACUUUGUCGACGCCACCAUGAUCCGCAAGGUUGACCAGAAUGGAAUCAUCUCCACCUUGCUGGGCUCCAAUGACCUCACUGCUGUCCGGCCACUGAGCUGUGACUCCAGCAUGGACGUGGCCCAGGUUCGGCUGGAAUGGCCAACAGACCUUGCCAUCAACCCCAUGGACAACUCCCUGUAUGUUCUAGAGAACAACGUCAUCCUUCGCAUCACCGAGAACCACCAAGUCAGCAUCAUUGCGGGACGCCCCAUGCACUGCCAGGUUCCUGGCAUUGACUACUCGCUCAGCAAACUAGCCAUUCACUCUGCUCUGGAGUCCGCCAGUGCCAUUGCCCUCUCUCACACUGGGGUCCUCUAUAUCACCGAGACAGACGAGAAGAAGAUUAACCGUCUACGCCAGGUAACAACCAAUGGGGAGAUCUGCCUCUUAGCGGGGGCGGCCUCCGACUGCGACUGCAAAAACGAUGUCAAUUGCAACUGCUACUCAGGAGAUGAUGCCUACGCGACUGACGCCGUCUUGAACUCCCCGUCAUCCUUAGCUGUAGCUCCCGAUGGUACCAUCUACGUCGCAGACCUCGGAAAUAUUCGGAUCAGGGCGGUCAGCAAGAACAAGCCCGUUCUGAACGCUUUCAACCAGUAUGAGGCUGCCUCCCCCGGAGAACAGGAGUUGUACGUCUUCAACGCCGACGGCAUCCACCAGUACACUGUGAGCCUGGUGACGGGGGAGUACUUGUACAAUUUCACGUAUGGUGCCGACAAUGAUGUCACUGAGUUGAUUGACAAUAAUGGAAAUUCCCUGAAGAUCCGUCGGGACAGCAGUGGCAUGCCCCGCCACCUUCUCAUGCCUGACCACCAGAUCAUCACUCUCACGGUGGGCACCAAUGGAGGUCUCAAAGUCGUGUCCACGCAGAACUUGGAGCUUGGCCUCAUGACCUACGAUGGGAACACUGGCCUCCUAGCCACCAAGAGUGAUGAAACCGGAUGGACGACUUUCUAUGACUAUGACCACGAGGGCCGCCUAACCAAUGUGACACGCCCCACAGGGGUGGUGACCAGCCUACACCGGGAAAUGGAGAAAUCCAUCACCAUUGACAUUGAGAACUCCAACCGUGACGACGAUGUCACUGUCAUUACCAACCUGUCUUCUGUGGAGGCCUCCUACACAGUGGUACAAGAUCAAGUGCGGAACAGCUACCAGCUCUGCAACAACGGUACCCUGCGGGUGAUGUACGCCAACGGGAUGGGCGUCAGCUUCCACAGCGAGCCCCACGUCCUAGCGGGCACCAUCACCCCCACCAUUGGGCGCUGCAACAUCUCUCUGCCCAUGGAGAAUGGCCUGAACUCCAUCGAGUGGCGCCUAAGAAAGGAACAGAUUAAAGGCAAAGUUACCAUCUUUGGCAGGAAGCUCCGGGUCCACGGAAGAAAUCUCUUGUCCAUUGACUAUGACCGGAAUAUUCGGACAGAGAAGAUCUACGAUGAUCACCGGAAGUUCACCCUGAGGAUCAUUUAUGACCAGGUGGGCCGCCCUUUCCUCUGGCUCCCCAGCAGUGGGCUGGCGGCUGUCAACGUCUCCUAUUUCUUCAAUGGGCGCUUGGCUGGCCUUCAGCGCGGGGCCAUGAGCGAGAGGACAGACAUCGACAAGCAAGGCCGGAUCGUGUCCCGCAUGUUUGCCGACGGGAAAGUGUGGAGCUAUUCCUACCUUGACAAGUCCAUGGUCCUCCUGCUUCAGAGUCAGCGUCAGUACAUAUUCGAGUACGACUCCUCUGAACGCCUCCACGCCGUCACCAUGCCCAGUGUUGCUCGGCACAGCAUGUCCACCCACACCUCCAUUGGCUACAUCCGCAAUACUUACAACCCGCCUGAAAGCAACGCUUCGGUCAUCUUUGACUACAGUGAUGACGGCCGCAUCCUAAAGACAUCCUUUUUAGGCACUGGGCGCCAGGUAUUCUACAAGUAUGGGAAACUCUCCAAGCUAUCGGAGAUUGUCUAUGACAGUACUGCCAUCACUUUUGGGUAUGAUGAGACCACCGGUGUCUUAAAAAUGGUCAGCCUCCAAAGUGGGGGCUUCUCCUGCACCAUCAGGUACCGGAAGAUUGGCCCACUCGUGGACAAGCAAAUCUACAGGUUCUCUGAGGAAGGCAUGGUCAACGCCAGGUUUGAAUACACCUAUCACGACAACAGCUUCCGGAUCGCAAGCGUCAAGCCGGUCAUAAGUGAGACUCCCCUUCCUGUUGACCUCUACCGCUAUGACGAGAUUUCUGGCAAAGUGGAGCACUUCGGCAAGUUCGGAGUCAUCUAUUAUGAUAUCAACCAGAUCAUCACCACGGCUGUGAUGACCCUCAGCAAGCACUUUGACACCCACGGGCGGAUCAAGGAAGUCCAGUACGAGAUGUUCCGGUCCCUCAUGUACUGGAUGACGGUGCAGUAUGACAGCAUGGGCAGGGUAAUCAAGAGGGAGCUGAAACUGGGGCCCUAUGCCAACACCACUAAGUACACCUACGACUAUGAUGGGGAUGGGCAGCUCCAGAGCGUGGCCGUCAAUGACCGUCCGACCUGGCGCUACAGCUACGACCUCAAUGGGAACCUCCACUUGCUGAACCCGGGGAACAGCGUGCGCCUCAUGCCCUUGCGCUACGACCUCCGAGAUCGGAUAACCAGGCUCGGUGACGUGCAGUACAAAAUUGACGACGAUGGCUAUCUGUGCCAGCGAGGGGCUGACAUCUUUGAGUAUAACUCCAAGGGCCUUCUAACAAGAGCCUACAACAAGGCCAGUGGCUGGAGUGUCCAGUACCGCUAUGAUGGCGUGGGGCGGCGGGCUUCCUACAAGACCAACCUGGGCCACCAUUUGCAAUAUUUCUACUCUGACCUCCACAACCCGACUCGCAUCACCCAUGUCUACAAUCACUCCAACUCGGAGAUAACCUCGCUCUACUAUGACCUCCAAGGUCACCUCUUUGCCAUGGAGAGCAGCAGUGGAGAGGAGUAUUAUGUUGCCUCAGAUAACACAGGGACUCCCCUGGCUGUGUUCAGCAUCAAUGGUCUCAUGAUCAAGCAGUUGCAGUACACCGCCUACGGGGAGAUUUAUUACGACUCCAACCCUGACUUCCAGAUGGUCAUUGGCUUCCAUGGGGGACUCUACGAUCCCCUGACCAAGCUGGUCCACUUCACGCAGCGUGAUUAUGAUGUGCUGGCGGGACGAUGGACCUCUCCGGACUAUACCAUGUGGAAAAAUGUGGGCAAGGAGCCGGCCCCCUUUAACCUGUAUAUGUUCAAGAGCAACAAUCCUCUCAGCAAUGAGCUGGAUUUGAAGAACUACGUGACAGAUGUGAAAAGCUGGCUGGUGAUGUUUGGAUUUCAGCUUAGCAACAUAAUUCCCGGCUUCCCAAGAGCCAAAAUGUAUUUCGUGCCUCCGCCCUAUGAGUUGUCAGAGAGUCAAGCAAGUGAGAACGGACAGCUCAUUACAGGUGUCCAGCAGACAACCGAGAGGCACAACCAGGCCUUCAUGGCCCUUGAAGGGCAGGUCAUCUCUAAGAAGCUCCACGCCAGCAUCCGAGAGAAAGCAGGCCACUGGUUCGCCACCACCACGCCCAUCAUCGGCAAAGGCAUCAUGUUCGCCAUCAAAGAGGGGCGGGUGACCACCGGCACGUCCAGCAUCGCCAGUGAGGACAGCCGCAAGGUGGCGUCCGUGCUGAACAACGCCUACUACCUGGACAAGAUGCACUACAGCAUCGAGGGCAAGGACACCCACUACUUUGUGAAGAUCGGCUCGGCCGACGCAGACCUGGUCACCCUGGGCACCACCAUCGGCCGCAAGGUGCUGGAGAGCGGGGUGAACGUGACCGUGUCGCAGCCCACGCUGCUGGUCAACGGCCGGACUCGAAGGUUCACCAACAUCGAGUUCCAGUACUCCACGCUGCUGCUCAGCAUCCGCUACGGCCUCACCCCCGACACCCUGGACGAAGAGAAGGCCCGCAUCCUGGACCAGGCCAGGCAGAGGGCCCUGGGCACCGCCUGGGCCAAGGAACAGCAGAAAGCCAGGGACGGCCGAGAGGGCAGCCGCCUGUGGACUGAGGGCGAGAAGCAGCAGCUCCUGAGCACGGGGCGCGUGCAGGGUUACGAGGGCUAUUACGUGCUUCCCGUCGAGCAAUACCCCGAGCUGGCAGACAGUAGCAGCAACAUCCAGUUUUUAAGACAGAAUGAGAUGGGAAAGAGGUAACAAAAUCAUGUGCUGCCAUUCCUCGUCUGGAUGGCUCAGCAGGAGUCACUGUCCUCUCCUCUCCUAAGGAGAUGAAGACCUAACAGGGGCACUGAGGCCGGGCUGCUUUAGGAAACCAAGUGGCAAGAAAGCUCACAUUUUUUGAGUUCAAAUGCUACUGUCCACGCGAGAAGUCCCACCUCCCGAAGUAGACUAAAGCCCGGCUGCAAAUUCCUGAGGAAAAACAAAACAGACGAAUGAACGAUCACACAACCAUGUUCCGAGUUCCCCUAAAAUAUGACCCACUUGUUCUGGGUCUACACAGCAAAGAGAUGGAAAGAGACGCAAAAUGUCCAAAAGGAAGAACAGACACACGCACAACAUGAAAAAAAAAAAACAAAAAAAAACACCCACACACAUACACACAAACAAACACACCGACCGAAAAACAGAGACGUGAAGACGAGAAGGCCUCAUCUUCUAAUACCUCACUCAUUCACACGUGAGCGACACACAGACGUCCGUGAGGGCCAGCAUUCCAGGACCAGUUGAGGUCAACGAUUCAGACUGCUGGUUGGACAGAUACUACAGACGUUUUCCUUUUAACAAAUACAGGUGCAUUUAAACCACGACUUUGGGGGUGAUUUGUGUGUAGCGACUGGGGGGGGGAUAAAAGUGAAAGAGUGAGCACUGGAAAUACUUUUUAAAGGAAAAAAUAUAUAUAAAAACACAAGAAAAGAAAGGAAAUUGAUAUCAAAGCGAAAUAAUACCGUUCAGCACUUAACUCUCAGGUCCCGAUUUAGUCUGGCCUGAGCUAAUUUAUUUGAGCGCAGAGUGUAAAAUUUAAUUCCAAGGGUGGCUAUAAUCACUACAGAUAAAUUUCAUAUUCUUUUGUCUUUGAAGAUUCCAUUGUGGACAGUAAUACGCAGUUACAGGGUGUAGUCUGUUUAGAUUCCGUAGUUCGUGGGUAUCAGUUGCAGUAGAGGUGUGGGCAUUGUGACACUCUUUUGCUAACGGGCACCACUUCAGAUCACCCUGUACAUACCUAAGCCUCAAGGCACAAUCACUGUUUGAGAUUUAAAAUUAUUAGUGUGUUUGUUUGGUCCAGAAACUGAGACAAUCACGUGACAGUCACCACGAGGAGAGAAAAUAAAAAAUUUUAAAAACCCACAAAAAGAAGAAAAAAAAGUU
Balaenoptera musculus (blue whale) is the source of this 9242-nucleotide messenger RNA. It is a transcript of the gene TENM2, whose product is annotated as teneurin transmembrane protein 2. Gene Ontology annotation, molecular function: protein homodimerization activity; protein heterodimerization activity; cell adhesion molecule binding. Gene Ontology annotation, cellular component: neuron projection; membrane. Bases 366 to 8072 code for a protein of 2568 amino acids. The record is from RefSeq and is a predicted model, not a curated record. Lineage: Eukaryota; Metazoa; Chordata; Mammalia; Artiodactyla; Balaenopteridae. The transcript has 28 exons. Gene Ontology annotation, biological process: signal transduction; heterophilic cell-cell adhesion; neuron development.